AGUAAAGAGCUUCCGGUUGAAAAGAGAACAAAAGCCAAUCGUGUCUGUUUUCAUGUGCUGUAUUGAAUGUAAUCGACGUUACGGCUGCUGAUUUAAGACUACAUCAACAUGCCUCGAGUUUACAUCGGACGAUUGAGUUAUCAUGUCCGUGAGAAAGACAUCCAGAGGUUUUUCAGCGGCUAUGGGAAGCUGCUGGAGGUGGAUCUGAAAAAUGGGUAUGGAUUUGUUGAGUUUGAAGACACGCGUGAUGCAGAUGAUGCAGUCUAUGAACUGAAUGGAAAAGAGCUGUGUGGAGAGCGAGUCAUGGUCGAGCACGCCAGGGGUCCUCGCCGAGACCGUGAUAGCUAUGAACGAGGGGGUUAUUAUGGAGGUGGCAGUGGUGGCCGCAGUGGUUACAGCAGCAGAAGUCGCACUGGUAGGGACAAGUACGGCCCUCCUGUUCGCACGGAGUUCCGGCUUAUUGUGGAGAAUCUGUCUAGCCGCUGCAGCUGGCAGGACCUCAAGGAUUUCAUGAGACAGACAGGUGAGGUAACCUAUGCAGAUGCCCAUAAGGAGCGUGCCAACGAGGGGGUCAUUGAGUUCCGCUCGUAUUCUGAUAUGCGGAGAGCUCUGGAAAAACUGGAUGGAACGGAUAUCAAUGGCAGGAAGAUUCGUCUAGUUGAAGACAAGCCACGGCGUAGACGCUCCUCCUCUGGGAGCCGAUCUCGGUCUCGUAGCCGACGUAACUCUCGUAGCAGAAGCCGUCGUAGCAGCCGUUCCAGGAGCAACUCGAGAUCCCGUUCAAGGUCUCGUUCUCACCGCUCCCAUUCCAGAUCGGGCCACAAGUCUCACUCCAAGUCUCCAAGCAAGUCUCGCUCACGCAAUCGUAAAUCCCACUCGCGUUCUCGCACCCACAAAUCUCGCAGCCGAUCGGCUAGCCACAAGUCUCGCUCUCAAUCGGAUGACCGCAAGUCCCGAUCUAAGAGCAGUUCUAAAGUGAAGUCUGAUCAUGGGCGCUCUGAGAAGUCGGUCAGUAAGAAAUCCAGGAGUAGGUCUGCUUCACCAAUGGAGAAUGGUGACAGGGAACGUGCCAAGUCUGUGUCUCGCUCUCCUACUCCUAAAGCAGAUAAAAGCUAUUCCAAGUCACCAGACCAGCGUUCACAUUCUCACUCUAAGUCAGGCUCGCAUUCUAAAUCCCGCUCCCGUUCCAGAUCUGCUUCCCAAGACUAGCAUCAAGUUCGACUAGACGCAAGGUCCUUAGCAUUACAUCAGGUUUAAUUUGUUUAAGUGAUCAUUUAGUGUGCUGCAUGUCCUUGUUUUUAUAAACUAUGAUCCUCUGUUCCCAUUGAUGCCGAAAAAAAGCCUCUUGGUUAUGAAAUUACUGUCUACAGCAUCUUUCGGCUAAUAAAAUAUAUAAUAUGAAAUGCUAACUAUUACACCAUGUAAAACCAUGACCUUAUUAUAAAUGUUCCUUUUCCUGUAACAAUUUUUUUAAGUCAUUGCAAACAGUCUUUUCUUUUUUAUUAAAAUUUGCUCAUUGAUCUACUGGU
Xyrauchen texanus (razorback sucker) is the source of this 1529-nucleotide messenger RNA. Its product is annotated as serine/arginine-rich splicing factor 6-like. Gene Ontology annotation, cellular component: cytoplasm; ribonucleoprotein complex; nucleus. The record is from RefSeq and is a predicted model, not a curated record. NCBI's taxonomy places the organism in Eukaryota, Metazoa, Chordata, Actinopteri, Cypriniformes, Catostomidae. The coding region runs from base 109 to 1209 and encodes 366 amino acids. Gene Ontology annotation, biological process: alternative mRNA splicing, via spliceosome; mRNA splice site recognition. Gene Ontology annotation, molecular function: mRNA binding. The transcript is spliced from 6 exons.